Messenger RNA from Ostrinia nubilalis (European corn borer), 1974 nucleotides. RefSeq names its product beta-alanine transporter-like. Gene Ontology annotation, cellular component: membrane. Gene Ontology annotation, molecular function: transmembrane transporter activity. Gene Ontology annotation, biological process: transmembrane transport. The record is from RefSeq and is a predicted model, not a curated record. Lineage: Eukaryota; Metazoa; Arthropoda; Insecta; Lepidoptera; Crambidae. The coding region runs from base 145 to 1956 and encodes 603 amino acids. The transcript has 8 exons.
UGAUUUAUAUACUUGAAUCAUCCUGUAUGUAGCCCGGUAGAGUUUAGGGUCCCUUGAAUAGGUACAACGUAUUUACGAGCCUCACAGUCGGAACUGUCCCGUCGCGGGACACGGGACUACGGAUUGCUCCUACCAAAGUACACGAUGGACUUCGACGCGAUCCUGGAAGACGUGGGGGAGUUCGGCAACUACCAGAAGCUGGUGAUCUACCUGGUGCUACUACCGGCGGUUCUGCCGUGCGGUUUCCAUGCGUACGCGCAGCUGUUCAUGGCGGCUGACGUUGGCCACUGGUGCCGGGUGCCGGAGCUCGACCAUGUAGCUGAUAUGGAGGUCGUUAAGAACCUCAGUAUACCAUUUGAGCUCAAAAGCGGUAUCCUCCAAUACUCGCAAUGCAGCAUGUACAACCACAACUAUACCGACAUUUUGAAGAACUACCAAAGCCUGGAAGAAGCCAUAUCUAAGGAGACUCACGCCGACAUUGUGCCUUGCAGGAGCGGAUGGACUUACGAUCGGAAUAUUUACAGGAACACAGUAGUUUCUGAGUGGGACCUAGUUUGCAACCAAGACUUCCUGCCAACACUUGGAUUAGUUCUCCUGGCUGCCGGCGGAAUCAUCGGAAACUACAUCUUCGGCUACCUCCAGGACACCAUUGGAAGGAAACCCUCCUUCUUCAUUUAUCUUCUCAUCGAGUGCAUCUUCGGGGUGGCCACUGCAUUUGCCCAAAACUACAUAGUGUGGAUCAUUUAUAGAAUCGGAGUUGGUUUCACCGUGCCAGCUAUAAUGGCAACGCCUUAUGUUUUGGCUAUAGAACUUGUGGGACCUCGAUGCCGGACUCUUUGCACAAUACUUUCCAACAUUGCUUAUUCGCUGGGUCUUAUCAUGCUGGCUGGUGUGGUCUACCUCAUACGGGACUGGAGGCAUCUAGCGUUAGCUACCACACUGCCGUUCGUCUGCUUCUUCUUAUAUCUUUGGCCCAUGCCAGAGAGCCCCCGAUGGCUGCUAGCCAGAGGGCAGUUUGAUAAGGCUGAAGCUAUUUUGAAGAAUAUGGCAAGAAUUAAUGGCAAGUCCCUUCCUGCGAACUACAUGGUCCAUUUGCGUCGUAAAUACGAGUCCGACAAACUCAAACAGGACAUUGAAAGGGAGAAGUCCCGAAAAUACGGCAUUCUAGACCUCUUCAGAACCCCAAACUUGAGGAAGAAAACCAUUAUUAUAACUUUCAUCUGGUUCACAAAUACCAGUGUUUAUGUGGGCUUAUCGUACUAUGCCCCUGUGCUGGGAGGUGAUGAGUUCUUGAACUUCUUUUUGGCUGGCGUGGUCGAGCUGCCGACUUAUUUGUUCUUAUGGCCGUCUAUGGAGAGGCUCGGAAGACGUUGGACUCUAUGUAUGAGCAUGGUAGUUGGAGGUGUGGCCUGUUUGACCACCUUUCUGGUACAACAUGAAACUUACGUGACCCUGGCGUUGUACUGCGUGGGUAAGAUGGGCAUAUCGUCUUCGUUCGUGGUCCUCCCCCUGAUGGCUUCAGAACUGUACCCAACCGUGGUGAGGGGGCUAGGCAUGAGCCUCAGUUCUGUGCUCGGCAUGCUGGGGCCUAUCUUCAUACCGCUAGUCAACUACUUGGGUUCUGACAUCAUGGUGCUCCCGCUGAUCAUCAUGGGCGCCCUGCUAGUGGCCGGAGGCAUUGCUAGCUUACUCCUUCCAGAGACCUUAAACCAGCAUCUACCUCAAACACUGGAAGAUGGAGAGCGAAUGGGCCUCGACACCGAUUUCUGCUGCAACCCACCAGUCAAGGAGACGAGGCAGAACAGUUUAGAAUCCAAAGACAUCCAGUUUGACCAGCAUUGCUCUGCGUGUAACACACUGUGCUCUUGUCAGCUAGUGAGCGUACCGUUAGUGGAAAAUGUAUCUGCGAUCAUUGAAAAGGACAGCGAAAAAGUGGAGUUUAUCAUUGUGAAAUAAAAUCGUAUUUAACAUGAA